CCACACCAAGCUGGCAAUAAUCCAUCAAUCGCUACCCCUCCUCGCUCGCCAGUUGGUUGCCGGUCUCUGUCGCGCGAGGAAUGGCUGCCGCGGAGACGUCGAGCGGCGGCGGCGAAGUCCACGUACCGAUCCCGCCCAUGGUGGCCACCACCUCAGACGUGAUACGCGAGAGCUCGGCGGCGCCGAGCCCGUUCCGCAGCCGCGGUAACACCCCGCCGCGGCAGCUGAAGCAGGCGGCCCCGGUGGCAGCGGUAGCUGAAGCUGACACGCCGGCGACGGCCAUGGACAAGACGCUGGCGAGCGUGGCCAACCUCGCGAAGCUGCUGCCGACGGGCACCGCGCUGGCGUUCCAGUCGCUGUCCCCGUCCUUCACCAACCGGGGCGCGUGCCUCCCCUCCAACCGGUACCUCACCGCCGCGCUGCUCUACCUCUGCCUCCUCUCCUGCGUCUUCUUCUCCUUCACCGACAGCUUCGUCGGCAGUGACGGCAAGCUCUACUACGGCGUCGCCACGGUCAAGGGCUUCCUCGUGUUCAACUACACCGGCGACGACGACGAGGGCGACGCCGAGCGACGGAGGCAGGUGUUCAAGAACCUCCGCAGGCUGAGGAUACGGUGGGUGGACUACGUGCACGCCGUGUUCUCUGCCGUGGUGUUCCUGACGGUGGCGUUCAGCACCGUCUCCGUGCAGAGCUGCUUCUUCCCCGACGCGAGCGAGAACGUGAACCAAAUGCUCACCAAUCUGCCUCUCGGCGCCGGCUUCUUCUCCGCCAUGGUGUUCCUUGUUUUCCCGACGACACGGAAGGGAAUCGAUUACACCGGGCCAUUCACUAAUAAUGUUUAGCAACGCACGCUUGGAUUGUAUUUUUACUGCAGUGAAUCUGUGUGCAGAGAGAAAACUUUGGUCCUGUUAGAUAAAUUGAUGCACAACAUUUAUGUAAUCUUAGUUCUAAAGAAGUCUAGGCAGGUCAGGUAGGGAAAAAGCUUGAUCAUAGGCGUGCAUGAUCAAGACUCAGCCGGAGUCCGUUAGGUUCACGUCACGGUGUUCAGAGCGCGUGUAGCGCACGCCGCAGGGAAACAGUGUUGCGAUCUGUGCACAGCGUGGCGUGGAGGGUUUGGAGUCUGUAAACCUCGAGCAUACCUAUAAAUAUAUGGAACAUAAGGCCAAAGGAGCUGCGGUUGUUGGCAGCGUCCAAAA
Molecule: messenger RNA, 1196 nt
Organism: Sorghum bicolor (sorghum)
Lineage: Eukaryota; Viridiplantae; Streptophyta; Magnoliopsida; Poales; Poaceae
Exons: 1
Coding region: 81-842 (253 amino acids)
Biological process (GO): endomembrane system organization
Source: RefSeq, a predicted model, not a curated record